AUGCGCUUCUCUGCCGCCUUCGCAGCCUUAGCUGUUGCCUCGGCCCAGGUCCAGGGCCAAGCUACCAACAACACCUUCAAAUCCGCCAAGGACAUAAAUGUUAAUCCCCAGUCCGUCGGGCUGAAUGUGCGAGGCAAGUAUCUUCUCGCCAUUGACCCGGGCCAGACAAACAGUUGCAAUACUCUCUGCGGGGGCGAAACUUCCGAGAACAAUUGCAAAGAGGCGGAUCUUUCGUACGAUUGCAUUUGCACCUCCAAUCACUCGGAGCCUGGACUAGAGUACUACACGCAGACCAUGCCAUACUACAAAUGCCAGUACGCUUUGUCGGAUUGCAUCAGCGCCAACGCUGGUAACGCCCAGGGCCAGGACGCCUGUAACAACAACAUCAAGCCUCUCUGCCCCAAGAACGACCCUCCCAAGAGCCUUGUUAGCAGCGGCAAAGAUGACGGCUCCUCUUCCACCACGGGUGCUUCCCAGCCUUCUAAGACGAGUGGUGGCAGCGCCGAGGUGACUUCUACCAGCUCCAGGGCCUUUGCCGGCCCUACCUUGGCCCCUAUGGGCAACGGGGUCUUUGUUGCUGCCAUGGGUCUGAUGGCUUAUCUGCUCUAG
This is a messenger RNA of Metarhizium album ARSEF 1941, 609 nucleotides long. Its product is annotated as PCI domain-containing protein. The coding region runs from base 1 to 609 and encodes 202 amino acids. The transcript is spliced from 3 exons. Lineage: Eukaryota; Fungi; Ascomycota; Sordariomycetes; Hypocreales; Clavicipitaceae. The record is from RefSeq and is a predicted model, not a curated record.